Gongylonema pulchrum is the source of this 1358-nucleotide messenger RNA. NCBI's taxonomy places the organism in Eukaryota, Metazoa, Nematoda, Chromadorea, Rhabditida, Gongylonematidae. The record is from the annotation of a GenBank genome assembly.
AUGAUGCUAUUGAGAUGUUUGUGUGCGCCAGGCGCAACACUACGAGGAUUUAUCGGCCUGUUCGUCUUGGCUACACUGUGGAGUAUUGCUGGCACUGCCGAUAUACUGAUCAUGCCGAGCUCACUGUACCCGGUACAUCGUUAUACGAUGCGAGUUCUGGCCGAGGAAUUGGUGAAACGGGGCCACGACUCCAAAUUAUCUCUUCCAUCUGAUGUCCACGAAACAUUCUGGCGAAUUUCAUCAUCAAAUCCGGAAAUCCGGGAUCUGUAUUUGCACCGGAAUCAUUCGGUUCAUUCACGAAUCUGGACUACUGAUUUCAGUGAUGAUGCUGAACGUACCACUGCAUGGCUGGCAAGCAUCGAAAUGUGCGAUCAGAAAUUCACAGCGGUGAUUAUUGAUGAUCUGUAUAAUCCAUGUGGCUUGCUGUUGGCUGGCCUUCAAAAAACUCCCUUCAUCUAUUGGUCAAUGAGCGCCUUGCGAACAGAGUCAGCUUGGGCACAUCAGAGUCCAAGUCCACCAAGUUAUCUUCCUGUGCCGGGUUCCUGGUUAACCGACGAUUUAUCAUUUUUGCAGCGAUACUAUAAUUUUGCAUCAUAUUUUCGUGCCCUUUUCAUUCAUCAGCACCUAAUUUUGCGACGAAUCGACAAGCUUUUCAAGAAAUAUUAUGGUGACUUGCUACCAGAAGCUUUUUAUAUCGAGCGUAAUGCAUCGGUGAAUUUCGUCAAUACACCGCAAAUUUUUGAUUUUGCUCGACCGUAUAUGCCACGGGUUACGUUUGUUGGUGGAAUUCAGUGUCGCAAUGCAACGCCACUAACUGGGGAUUUGCGCACCUUCGUUGAUGAGUCAGAUGAAGAAAAUGGAUUUGUUCUGUUUACUGUCGGUUUUACGGGACAGUGGAAAUUUGCUCCAAAAGAUAUUAUUGAGAGUUUUGUACAAGCGUUUGCGGAGCUGCCCGAGAAGCGAUUUAUUUGGCAGUACAAUGGUCCGAACAUUCCAAAUCUUCCUAGCAAUGUUUACAUCGCCGAAUGGCUCCCGCAGCAAAACUUAUUAGAAAGUGUCUGGCAUGGUGUGCCAGUGAUUGGAAUUCCACUAACUACCGCCGGUUAUGAUAAUUUGCUUCGUCUAACGGCUCGUGAUGUGGGCAUAUUCUUACGAAAACAGAAUUUGAACAAGGAAAGCAUCAAAGAUGCUAUCAGAGAAAUCUAUAAUCCCAAGUACAAAAAGGAGAUGCUUACUUUUCAAGAUAUGCUAGUAGAUGUACCGUACACCGAGUUAAAUCAUUCGGCAUUUUGGGUUGAAUUUAUCGAGCGCCACAAUGAGGUUUGCACAAAUUAUUACUAUUCACUAUUGAUUUAGUG